UUGCCACUACUUAAUGUACCUUCAACCGAUGUCUGUAUUUCAAUACGGAGAUUCAUCAUGCAACGGUUUGUGUCUCAGAUUAUUCGUCGACUAAAAACGACAAGUCCAACUUUACCAUUUUACCAAGCACAUAUCUUGAGUAUCGGCGUCUCCAAUAAAAAUGUUAGGCCGAAAUCAACUGGAGUUAAAAUUACUGAAGUUUUGCAUAUCCAUGACAGUCAGUUACGAGUGGUUUUUAACGACAACAGCUCUUGUGACUUUUCAAAUAUUUGGCUUCGUGAUAGUUGCUUAUGCUCUAAGUGUGUCCACCCAGAAACUCGUCAAAAACUCGUAGACGUCACUUCGUUGGACAUUAAUAUCCAACCUUCGAAGUUUUACAUCAAAGGAGCUGAUAAAUUAGAAAUUGAAUGGCCAUCUUUUGGAAAAGAGAAAAAGCACACGAGUGUCUUCUCUGCUGAUUGGUUGCGUGAAUUUCUCCCAGUUACGACGAGUGAUGGACAUGUGCUGAUUCAACCAAGAAAUAAUAUGUACACAAGAAAAAGACCUCAACGAAUUUUGUGGAAUAAAAACCCAAUAGAAGAAACAAAAGUGAGCGUAGAGUAUUCCGACUUAAUGGAGAGCAAGUCAGUUCUAAAACAAACCACUGAACUGCUACUUACUUAUGGCAUAGCACUGAUUAGAGGUGUGCCUAUAAAGGUAAGUCAAACGGUGGAAGUUGGCAAGAGAUUUGCCUACAUCCGUGAGUCAGGGCAUGGGGUGACUUCUGACAUAAUACAGAACCCAGAUCCUAAUGCUCAUCUAGAAUCCACUGGAAGAAAACUUACACCACAUACAGAUCUAACUUACAGAGAACGAUCCCCAGGAGCCCUUCUUCUCCACUGUUUGCAUUCGGCUGACCCAAAUAUUGUAGGACACGAUAAGGCAGGAGGAAAAUCUUUAUUCAUUGAUGGUUACGCGAUAGCAGAGUGGUUAAGAGACAAUCACCCUGAUCACUUUAAUAUACUUUGUUCCACGCCUGUUCCUUUCUCUCUUUUCGAUGCAGAACGGGAUCGAUGGUAUAGAGCUGAGUGGCCCAUUAUCACAACUAACAAAGCAGGAGAAAUCCAGGAGAUCCAUUACAGUAGUAUUUCUUUUCGAGCGCCUUUACUACCUGUAGAGGAAACGAAACCAUUCUAUUUGGCCUACCAGACAUUCUCAAGUAAAAUUACAGACCCUUCGAUGUCUUGGACCCUGUAUCUUAACCCAGGAGACCUAGCAAUAUUCCAUAAUCGUAGGAUUCUACACGGUAGAGAGAGCUUUGAUCCCAAUAAAGUUUUUAGGUUUCUGCAAGGAUGUUACGUCGAUUGGGACGAACUGGAAGCUCUGUAUGAACAUCUCCAUGUCAACGUGUAAUGCUUAUUAUUAAAAGCGGAGUUAAUUAACUGUUUUUAGUUAUAUUGCUUUCUUUAUUUUAGUAAAUUAGUAAAUUUCUGCUUACAACACGUGAGUAAUAUUUUUUAAGUAUAUGUUAGUCAAACGUGGAAGUUACUCUGAAUAAAAAUCACCUAGUAUUUGACAAAAUGGUAUACGUAUGUUGAUUUGUAAACAUGUUUCCUUUGGAGCCUUGAGCACUCCUAUUUUGUAACAAAGUCUUAGUUUA
Messenger RNA from Limulus polyphemus (Atlantic horseshoe crab), 1639 nucleotides. Its product is annotated as gamma-butyrobetaine dioxygenase-like. The transcript has a single exon. The record is from RefSeq and is a predicted model, not a curated record. NCBI's taxonomy places the organism in Eukaryota, Metazoa, Arthropoda, Merostomata, Xiphosura, Limulidae. Gene Ontology annotation, molecular function: oxidoreductase activity. Gene Ontology annotation, biological process: carnitine biosynthetic process. Gene Ontology annotation, cellular component: mitochondrion. Bases 58 to 1392 code for a protein of 444 amino acids.